Messenger RNA from Myotis davidii, 2728 nucleotides. RefSeq names its product laminin subunit alpha-3-like. Gene Ontology annotation, cellular component: basement membrane. Bases 1 to 2544 code for a protein of 847 amino acids. The transcript has 22 exons. The record is from RefSeq and is a predicted model, not a curated record. Lineage: Eukaryota; Metazoa; Chordata; Mammalia; Chiroptera; Vespertilionidae. Gene Ontology annotation, biological process: axon guidance.
AUGGCCGUGAGCAACGUCGUGGAGACACACGGAGGAAUGGGAAACCGUUUGCGAAGGCUGGAGCUGCAGUGGUGGCAGGCACAGCAGGCCGGGGUGAGCGGGAGCGGUGCAGCGCCCAGCCUGGGCUCAGGCUCCUCCCUGACAGCCUGCUGCUUCGUGCACUACUUCACGCUGCGCGGGAUCAAUGUGGACAGUGGGCCGGAGCCCAAUGAGCUGGCAGUACUGGGGCAGUUCUGCGACUACUGCAACUCCCAGGACCCCAGGAAAGCCCAUCCAGUCACCAACGCCAUCGAUGGGUCGGAGCGCUGGUGGCAAAGCCCGCCCCUCUCUUCAGGCACGCGGUACAACCAGGUCAACGUCACCUUGGAUCUGGGGCAGGUCUUCCAUGUGGCCUAUGUUUUAAUCAAAUUUGCCAAUUCUCCUCGCCCUGACCUCUGGGUCUUGGAGAGAUCGGUGGACUUUGGGAGCACCUACUCACCUUGGCAAUAUUUUGCUCAUUCUAAAGCAGACUGUUGGCAACAAUUUGGGCGGGCAGCCAACACGGCCAUCACCCGAGAUGAUGACGUGCUCUGCACCACGGACUACUCCCGGAUCGUGCCUUUGGAAAAUGGCGAGGUUGUGGUGUCCUUGAUAAACGGUCGUCCAGGUGCAAGAAACUUCACUUUCUCCAACACCCUGCGGGAGUUCACCCAGGCAACAAACAUCCGCUUGCGCUUUCUCCGAACCAACACGCUCCUGGGACACCUCAUCUCCAAAGCCCAGCGGGACCCCACCGUCACCAGGCGGUAUUAUUACAGCAUCAAGGACAUCAGCGUGGGCGGGCACUGUGCGUGCAACGGCCAUGCCGACGUGUGCAGUGCAGACAACCCUGAAAAAGUGUUCCGAUGUGAAUGCCGCCACCACACCUGCGGGGAGACCUGUGACCGCUGCUGUGCCGGGCACCACCAGAGGCGCUGGCAGCCGGCCACGUGGGGGCACAGCCAUGAGUGCGAAGCCUGCAACUGCCAUGGCCACGCUGCCGACUGCUUCUACGACCCGGACGUCGAGCGGCAGCAGGCGAGCCUGGACAUCCGCGGCGUCUACGCAGGUGGAGGGGUCUGCAUCAACUGUCAGCACAACACGGCGGGCAUAAACUGCGAGCAGUGCGCCAAGGGCUAUUUCCGCCCCCACGGCGUGCCGGUGGAGGCCCCCCACGGCUGCAUCCCUUGCAGCUGCAGCCCUGAGCACGCGGACGGCUGUGAGCCGGGCUCGGGCCGCUGUGCCUGCCGGCCCAACUUCCACGGCGACCACUGCGAGGAGUGCGCCCCCGGCUACCACAACUUCCCGCUCUGCUCCCGAAUUCCUGUUUUCCCUGUUUCUGCUCCAAGUCCAGAAGACCCAGUAGCUGGAGACAUAAAAGGCUGUGACUGUGACUUCGAAGGAGUGCUCCCCGAAAUCUGUGAUGCCCACGGGAGGUGCCUGUGCCGCCCAGGGGUCGAGGGCCCCCGAUGUGCUGCCUGCCGCCAGGGUUUCUACUCGUUCCCCAUCUGCCAAGACUGCCAGUGCUCAGCCCUCGGCUCCUACCCGACGCCCUGCAGCCCAGCGACGGGCCAGUGCGCGUGCCGCCCGGGGAUCGCAGGACGGCGCUGUGACCGGUGUCUCUCGGGCGCCCCUGACUUCCCCCACUGCUCAGAAUGCCGGUGCCACGCGGCGGGGACGGUGAGCGGAAUUGGAGAGUGUGGGCAGCGCGACGGGGACUGUCACUGCAAGCCCCACGUCGGGGGUGAUUCCUGCGACACGUGCGACGAUGGCUAUUUCGCUCUGGAGAAGGGCAGUUACUUCGGGUGUCAAGGGUGUCGGUGUGACGUGGGUGGGGCCGUCACCCCCGUGUGCAGCGGGCCCGCUGGGGUGUGUGUGUGCCGGGACCACGUCGUGGGGAAGGCGUGCCAGCGACCUGAGGACAACCACUACUUCCCGGACUUGCAUCACAUGAAGUACGAGCUCGAAGACGGCACCACCCCCAGCGGGAGGGACCUGCGCUUCGGGUUUGACCCCCUGGAGUUCCCCGGGUUCAGCUGGAGAGGAUACGCCCAGAUGACCCCCCUCCAGAACGAGGUGAGGGUCCUGCUGAGCGUGGGGCGGUCGAGCCGCUCUCAGUUCCGUGUUGUUCUGCGAUGUGUGAACCCUGGAGCGGAGGCGGUAGCCGGCCUUGUGACUCUUCAUCCAUCCGGGGCGGAGGCAGACGCUGCUCAGAGCAGAGGGGUCGUCUUCCUGCCCAGCAUGGAGCCAGCCUUCAUCUCCAUCCCUGGAAGCGGUCCGGCCGACGCGUUCUCACUGGCACCGGGGAUGUGGGUGGCCUGCAUCAAGGCAGAGGGGGUCCUCCUGGACUACCUGGUGCUGCUCCCCAGAGACUACUACGCGGCCCCCUCGCUGCAGCUGCCCGUCACGGAGCCCUGUGCACACGUGGGCCCUCCCCACGAGAAGUUAGUGUCUCGGGUCCUGAGUCGGGGGCUUGCUGCAGGGUGUGCGGUGGCCUCAGGUCCCAUCUGCAGCCGGAAGCUCUGACCAUUACUUAAGGGUGGUUUUUCUCUCUGGAGCAGGUGACCCUCUUCCACGUUAAGAAUCACAGAGCACUUUGCACCCCGUAGCUGGUGCUUAAGAGCGGCUCGCACCCUGUAGCUUGUGGAAACGCUGGUGCAUGCCCCAGUAAGGCCCAAAGUCAUGCACCUGUGAGGGGAGGAGCUUAAAA